AUGGAGCACGUGAAGAGGAGUCAGAAGUCGAACCCUUACAAUACGCAACCAGUCCGAAUAAUCAAUGCAAUUCACGGUCGGCCUGAGCCUACUGAGGAGUCAGACGAACUACUUCGAACACGCCUUCGCCAUGCACAGAUGAAGAGAAUGGUGGGCAGUGUAAACACUCUACACCAACAGAGCUCAUCAACACAGAUAAAGUUUGACAAAACAGAUCUAUUGCGUGUUCAGAUCCCUCAUGAGGACCCGUUGGUCGUUAGUUUGACAGUAGCCGAAUGUUUGGUACGUAGAGUUCUGAUUGAUCCUGAAAGUAGUGCGAACGUCAUGCCGAGGGAUACCGGCUCGAAAUCAAGCCGGACCGGCUUAAAUUUACCGGGAAUCCUCUACUAG
This is a messenger RNA of Cornus florida, 390 nucleotides long. RefSeq lists its product as uncharacterized. The coding region runs from base 1 to 390 and encodes 129 amino acids. The transcript has a single exon. NCBI's taxonomy places the organism in Eukaryota, Viridiplantae, Streptophyta, Magnoliopsida, Cornales, Cornaceae. The record is from RefSeq and is a predicted model, not a curated record.